Parnassius apollo (apollo) is the source of this 468-nucleotide messenger RNA. Lineage: Eukaryota; Metazoa; Arthropoda; Insecta; Lepidoptera; Papilionidae. The record is from the annotation of a GenBank genome assembly.
AUGACCCAUGACGUAACUGGUAUCAUUCAGCGACGACAAGAAGUCCUCGUUGAAUCUUUGAAAGACUGCAGCCCUGUGAUGUUAUUUGAGAAGAUAUUUGAUGAUAAUGUUAUGAGUUUGAUUGUGGAAAAUAGCAUGAAGUAUGCUGGGCAACAUAACAGACACAGUUUUGAAAUUGAUAAGCCCGAAUUGAGAACUUUUCUGGCCGUUUUAUGUUUUACUGGAUAUCAUGAACUGCCUUCCGAACGUGCCUAUUGGAGUUUGGAUGAAAAUCUCGGCGUUCCAUUGAUCGCCAAUUGCAUGUCACGCAAUAGGUUUUCGGACAUCAAACGAAACUUACAUUUCGUCGACAAUUCCCUAGCGGAAGGUUCAAAUGAUAAAAUGUUCAAAAUGAGACCGCUGUGCGAUUUUAUACACAAAAAGCUCUUGCCAGUGGGGAGUAUUUCACGAAAACUUAUCUAUAGAUGA